AUGCUGAUAAUCUUGGCCACAAUCGUUGGCCUCGUCAUCGCUGAUGCUGGAGCAAGAUACGAACGUCAAAGUUCAGGAUACGAAGAGGCUGAGAAUAGUCAGCCCAGACCAGCACCGAUAAGCGCUUCUGGUGGUGAUCAACAAGCUUACAAUUCUGAUGGAGCUGGUGGAGGUGGAGGAAGAGGCGGAGGUGGUGGAGGCCGAGGAGCAGGUGGAGGAGGAAUGGGCGGCGGAGGCGGCAUGAUGGGCGGUGGCCGUGGAGGAGGAGGAGGCAUGAUGGGCGGCGGAGGAAUGGGCGGAGGUCAUGGAGGAGGCAUGAUGGGCGGUGGAGGAGGAAUGUCUGGCGGAGGAGGAGGAAUGUCUGGCGGAGGAGGAGGCAUGAUGGGCGGUGGAGGAGGAAUGUCUGGUGGAGGAGGAGGAAUGUCUGGCGGAGGAGGAGGCAUGGGCGGUGGAGCCUCCGGAAGUGGCGGAGGAUGGUCCUCUGGAAGUUACUACAGAGGAGGACAAGGUGGCGGAUCUUCUGGAGGUAGCGGCGGUGGAUACUCUGGAGGCGGAGGAAGCGGAGGCGGCGGAGGCAGCGGAGGAGGUGGAGGCGGUGGAGGACGAUACGCUACAGGAGGAAGCGGCGGUGGUGGCGGCGGAUCUGGCGGAGGUGGAAGCAGUGGCGGCGGAGGCUAUGGAGGAAGCAGCGGUGGAGGAGGAAGCAGCGGCGGAGGCUAUGGAGGAAGCAGCGGUGGAGGAGGAAGCAGCGGCGGAGGCUAUGGAGGAAGCAGCGGCGGCGGUGGAGGCCGUGGAGGAAGCGGCGGAGGCAUGAUGGGCGGUGGCCGUGGAGGAGGAGGAGGCAUGAUGGGCGGUGGCCGUGGAGGAGGAGGAGGAGGCAUGAUGGGCGGCGGAGGAAGCUACGCUACUGGACCCGGUGGCGGAUACUCUGGUGGCGGAGGAAGCAGUGGCGGAAGUGGAGGUGGAGGACGUGGAGGAAGCGGCGGAGGCAUGAUGGGCGGUGGCCGUGGAGGAGGAGGAGGCAUGAUGGGCGGCGGAGGAAUGGGCGGAGGUCAUGGAGGAGGCAUGAUGGGCGGUGGAGGAGGAAUGUCUGGUGGAGGAGGAGGAAUGUCUGGCGGAAGAGGAGGCUAUGGUGGAAGCAGCGGUGGAGGAGGAGGCAGCGGCGGAGGCUAUGGCGGAAGCGGCGGCGGCAGCUACGCUACUGGAGGUAGCGGCGGAUCCGGCGGAAGUGGAAGCAGCGGCGGUAGUGGAGGCCGUGGAGGAAGCGGUGGAAGCAGCGGCGGCGGAGGCUAUGGUGGAAGUAGCGGUGGAGGAAGCGGCGGUGGACGUGGUGGCGACCGCGGCUGUGGUGGCGGACAAGGAGGCGGCAGCGGUGGAGGAGGCAGCGGUGGAUACUCUGGCGGCGGUGGAAGCAGCGGCGGAGGCAGCGGCGGAGGCAGCGGAGGCAGUGGCGGAUACUCCGGCGGUGGUGGAAGCGGCGGCGGAGGCAGCGGUGGAUACUCCGGCGGUGGCGGAAGCGGCGGCGGAGGCAGCGGUGGAUACUCCGGCGGUGGCGGAAGCGGCGGCGGAGGCAGCGGUGGAUACUCCGGCGGUGGCGGAAGCGGCGGCGGAGGCAGCGGUGGAUCCUACGGCGGUGGUGGAAGCGGCGGAUCUUAUGGAGGAUCGGCCGGCGGGUACUUCCAUCGACGUUUCCUUGCUGCUCGACGUGCAUAG
This is a messenger RNA of Cylicocyclus nassatus, 1713 nucleotides long. NCBI's taxonomy places the organism in Eukaryota, Metazoa, Nematoda, Chromadorea, Rhabditida, Strongylidae. The record is from the annotation of a GenBank genome assembly.